UGUAUUAAAAUUAAUAAAUUAAUAGGUAUGUGAGUCACAAUUCACAAAUUCCUCAAGAAAAAAGCUCAACUCCACUUCGCCUGCACCAACCUCAUAAAUCCACUCCACCGCCAAUUUGAAGUUUUAACAGCCUCAGUUUCCACUAUUUCAAUUCAACUGUUUCAGCUGCUCCACUGCGUUUAAUUUCUACCGAUUAUUCGAUAUUUCAAUUAAAAAACUAAUCUUUCGCCAAACCCCAGUCUAAUUGUACGAUACAACCAGGAGAGAGGUAGUGAAGAUGCAGCAACCGGGGCCAAUGUUUCCUGUCAUGCCGUCGUUUCCACCUACGAAUAUCACCACCGAGCAGAUUCAGAAGUACCUGGAUGAGAACAAGAAAUUGAUAUUGGCUAUUCUGGAUAAUCAAAAUCUAGGCAAACUCGCUGAAUGUGCCCAGUACCAGGCUCAACUUCAAAAGAACCUCAUGUAUUUGGCUGCUAUAGCUGAUGCCCAACCACAAACACCAGCAAUGCCUAGCCAGAUGACUCCCCAUCCCGCGAUGCAACAAGGAGGGUUUUACAUGCAGCAUCCUCAGGCUGCUGCAGCCAUGGCUCAGCAGCAAGGCAUGUUCCAGCCACGGGCGCCGUUCAACAGCCCACACCUAUUACAAGAUCCUCAGCAGCAACAUGGCCACCCGCAAGCCGGCCAAGGGCAGCUGGGCAUGAGGUCUGUCGGUCCCAACAAUGGCAUGAACCCCCAACAUAACGACGCCAGUCUUGGAGGGGCCAGCAGCAGCGUACCCACUUCGAAUUCGAACCUAAAUGAUAUCCGCGGGGUAAGCAAGCAAGAUAAACCGGAUAGUCGGGCUGCAACCGGUUCUGACGGCCAGGGAAACUCUGCUGCUGCUCGUGGCGGUGGAGACGCGGAGGAAGCCAAGUGAAGGGCCGCGUACCUGGUUGUGGAUAAUAGGCUUCUUCGUGUUGUAGAACUAGCGACUUUUCUUCGUGUUUUUCGACUAGAAAUAGCGUUUCUUUCCCGGCGAGGAUUAUUAGGCGUGCCGGGGUCUGUCGUCGUAGCUAGUAAGGGAAGGAAUGAAUGAUUUUUCCAUUCUAGGCAAGUUGGGGGAAGAAGCUUGUGUUGUAGCUCCAAUGCCUUUGUUUUCUCAUGUCUUGGGACUAUUGCAUGCUUACUUCAAGAAAAGGUUAAAAAUCACAUGUUUAAUUUUAUAAA
Molecule: messenger RNA, 1206 nt
Organism: Salvia miltiorrhiza (redroot sage)
Lineage: Eukaryota; Viridiplantae; Streptophyta; Magnoliopsida; Lamiales; Lamiaceae
Product: GRF1-interacting factor 3-like
Exons: 5
Coding region: 278-916 (212 amino acids)
Biological process (GO): positive regulation of transcription by RNA polymerase II; leaf development; cell population proliferation
Cellular component (GO): nucleus
Molecular function (GO): transcription coactivator activity
Source: RefSeq, a predicted model, not a curated record